CCGAAGAACGCGAACGAUCGUGACCGUCAUCUGGCGAGCAAAUUAUCAUUGUAAUCUUCCGAAAGCGUGCAUCGAUAUGUAUCGAAAGUUUCGACGUUGCUCUCUAGCGAUAAUCAUCUUGUUAUGCUUGAUCUUCGACUCCGGAACGGAGGCUCAGCUGAACUUCUCCACCGGCUGGGGAAAGAGAAGCCAGAGGGUGGGAUUCACCGAGUCGGGUAGCCUCGAGUGCGUUCCCCGUGGAAGACCGUCCCUGGAACAGCUGCUGAACGUUUACAAUUUCAUUCAGACGGAAGCCCAAAAGAUGUUGGACUGUCGGAAGCUGAACGAGUGAACUCUGGAAGCUCGAGCUGGUUCAACGGAAGCAUCGAAGACACUGGACAUAGCCGGGCUACUUUGCUCGAAGAAUUUUCUAACGUCUGUUAACGCAACCUGUUCGAGAACACCGGACGAGAGCAGAGGAAUUUCGAGUCAUUUCCGUCUGGCUCCGCGUCCGGAUGUAGCGAGCACAGGUUGCUUAGAAAGAUUUUCGAGCGGUCGUAGCUUGUAAAAUUAGCGAUACGAACGAUAA
Molecule: messenger RNA, 568 nt
Organism: Colletes gigas
Lineage: Eukaryota; Metazoa; Arthropoda; Insecta; Hymenoptera; Colletidae
Product: hypertrehalosaemic prohormone
Exons: 3
Coding region: 77-331 (84 amino acids)
Cellular component (GO): extracellular region
Molecular function (GO): hormone activity
Source: RefSeq, a predicted model, not a curated record